AUGUCGUACCGCUCCCCCUCUUCCGCCUUUAGGUCGUUCUCGCCGCAUCAAUCGUCACAAAAGGGGGCAAACGUAAGUCUCGUCCCCACCUGCUUUCGACCGGUCGUGCGAGGAGCUGGCCUGCGCUGGGGAGGCACGUUGACGUGGACGCGGACGCGGUCAGCGGCGACCAGCGCCUGCGAGCGCACACCCACUCGAUCCAUCGGAUCCUCCAGCAUAUGGAGCAGUGAUGUCCUGGCCGUGGUCAGCUCGACGUGUCCGCAUAGUAACAGGCGUACUGGGACGAUGGCGCGUGCCCACCCCCGCCCCGCCCCCGGCUCGCCUCGCCUCAGCCCGAACGAACCACAUCUUUGCACCCUAACGAACGGAGCUCGUUGCACUGACCUUCCGGAGAUUCCCAUUAUCGACCACAGCAUUAUUGUCUCGGCAGUUCCUCGGCUUGCCGCGAUCGAGGCUCGAGUCGCUGCUCGCGUCGUUCCCUCGCCUGGUGUCGCCGACCUCGGAGCACACCGUCGUCGAAGCUUCCGGCGCACGAUUCGUCUACACGCCCCUCGAGGACCUCUAUGUCCUCCUCAUCACCAACACUCAGUCCAACAUCCUGCUCGACCUCAGCACCUUGUCGCUCGUGACCCGCAUCGCGACCGAACUCGGCUCGGGCGGGCGCGGCGGAGCGAUCAGCGAGAUGGACGUGAUGCGCGUCAGCUUUGAGAUCCUCAGUGCGUGGGACGAGGUCAUCUCGUUGGGAUGGCGCGAGAACGUGAGCUUGCAGCAGGUGCGGAGUAUACUCGAGAUGGAGUCCCACGAGGAGAAGAUCCAGGAGAUCAUUGCCAGGGUCAGUUCGCCAUUUGCUCGCUGUUUUGACUUCUUAUACGAAGCGGGAAAUGCGUGCUCAACAACCUUGAGAACGUACUUGGUGCUACGACAGAACAAGGAACACGAGGCAAAGGAAGAAUUGAAGCGACGUGCCAAGCAACUCGAGCUGCAGCGCCGCGAAAUGACUCGCCGCGGUCAGAACCCUUAUUCGACCAACUCGUCUUCGGGCUUCACCUCUCCAAACAACUCGUACACGCCUUCGGCCCCCUCGUACGACGCACCGGCACCGCAACGAUCAUACGACGAGGAUCAUGCGCCGGCACCGACGACCAAGCCGUUCAAGACCAAGGGAAUGCAGUUGGGCGCCAAAGGUGGCAAGAACAAUACCGGCCUUGCACAGGCCUUGGAUGGCCUUGAUGCGGAGGAACCCCUUUUGAUGCAACGGCAGGCCGAGGAACCGCAAGAGCAGCACUACUCGUCCGCACCUUCGCCUGCCCCGGUUGCCGCGCCUGCAUCCACCGACGUUUCACCUUUCGAGGUGCCAGAGCAACAAGAGUCAGUCCACGCCUGGCUGGUCUACAUUCGAGCGAAAACAGGAGCUUGUGCUGAUCUCAUUGCUUCCACAGUGUCCACCUCGUCGUACGGGAAAGCCUCACACUCGAGCUGAACCGAGAUGGGGGCGUCGAAUCCCUGUCGCUCAAGGGUGAUCUUGAUCUGCGCAUUGCGGACCCGGCCAAGGCCGUUCUCGUGAUCGCCCUCCCCCCGCCAUCAUCAUACGGCAAGGCGAACGAUUUGCAGUUCAAGACCCACCCGAACGUCGACAAAAACGCAUGGACUCAGCGAGGCGAGAUCAAGCUCAAGGAGGGCAAGAAGGGUUUCCCCGUCGGGCAGGGUCUGGGCGUGCUCAAGUGGCGCAUGACCGGAACCGAUGAGUCGGUCAUUCCUAUUUCAAGUAAGUGCGAACUUUGAUUCACUUCCGCAAAAGAAAAAAGGUUUUUUUUGGACCCCUGUGUGCUAAAGCCCCUUUCCUUCGACCUGUCCCGGUGCGCAGUCAACUGCUGGCCCUCGUCCGACAACGGCAUCUGCACCGUCAACCUCGAGUACGAGCUCGAAAACACGUCCAUCGCAUUGCACAACGUCCUCAUCUCAAUCGCCUUGCCACCAGGGUCGCAACCUGCGCUGUCGGAGGCCCCCGCGAACGGCUCCUACUCACUCAACCCCGAGACGUCUCGCCUCGAUUGGGUCAUCGACGAGGUGUCGGUCGCGGCCGGCACAACAAGUGGCAGUCUCGAGUUCGAGGUCGACGGUGACGAUGUUGAUGCCUUCUUCCCCGUCGUUGUCGACUUUGUCAGCCAAAAGGGUCUCAGUGGCGUUGAGGUGAGCAUCGCAGUCUCCUUGCCCCCCCAUCCUAGCCCGGGCGUUCGCACGCGGCGGCCAUGAUCCUCGAUCCACACCGUGAUUCUAACGCUCAUUCAUUCCACUCCAUCCCAUAGAUUCUCUCCGUUACGAGCCCAGCCGACCAAAGCCAGGUCGACUUCUCGAUCGACUCCUUGCUUGCUGUCGACAAGUACGAGGUGGUGUGA
Molecule: messenger RNA, 2396 nt
Organism: Microbotryum saponariae
Lineage: Eukaryota; Fungi; Basidiomycota; Microbotryomycetes; Microbotryales; Microbotryaceae
Source: the annotation of a GenBank genome assembly